Messenger RNA from Sphaerodactylus townsendi, 1627 nucleotides. RefSeq names its product NFAT activating protein with ITAM motif 1 (gene NFAM1). The transcript is spliced from 6 exons. Bases 264 to 995 code for a protein of 243 amino acids. The record is from RefSeq and is a predicted model, not a curated record. Gene Ontology annotation, biological process: positive regulation of B cell receptor signaling pathway; B cell receptor signaling pathway; positive regulation of cytokine production. Lineage: Eukaryota; Metazoa; Chordata; Lepidosauria; Squamata; Sphaerodactylidae. Gene Ontology annotation, molecular function: transmembrane signaling receptor activity. Gene Ontology annotation, cellular component: membrane raft.
CUCAGGCAACAAAUGUUUUGUAUAAGUCUUACUUCUGUACAAACAGGAGAUGUCUAUUAAUGUCUCAGCAUUUUAGUGUGGUUAAAAAGCAGAAGAGACUGAAUAUGUGCAGGGAACUGAUGACCGUAGUAGUGUUUGAGAACUGUCCUGCCCAACCCAAGAAAAGGGAAGAGAAAGACAGAAAGAGAGCAUUUCUUAAUUGUAACACCCCUUAGCUAGGCACUUGAGGGCUCUCAGUCAGCAACCUCUUUUCACUAGCUGUCAUGGCCUCCAGUAUAGAUCUUGUCAUCCUGCUUCUCUGGACUCUUCACUGUGGAGGCACUUUCAAAGUACAAGAGGAAUCUUUAAUCCAGACUGCUUUUGUCAACGAACAAGUGAAUACAGCCUGCAAGGCUAUCUUCCUUUAUAAACCUGAAUAUAUAAAUUUUGAAAUUAUUUAUUACCAAAUUAACUCAAAAGGCGAGAGAAUCACAGUUCACAAAUCUAAACGUUCUGAAACUAUCCCUCCUGGAAAAGAGAACAAAACAGCAACAACAAUUUGCAACGUUUCUAUCAAACCUACUGAACAUAGGUCAGCAAGUGGUGCUUACUACUGCCAAGCUAAAUGGGCCAAUAGAGAAAGUCAUGGAAUGGGGACAUUCAUCCUUUUUAGAGACGGGGGAUAUACUGAGCCUCCCCUUGUUAUGUGGAUAUGCCUGAUCACCUUUACAGUUGUUCUGGCUGUUGUGAGCAUCAUGGGAACAGUACUGCUGUUCUGGAAGAGAGAGGUGGUAUGCCUUUGGAAGAAGAAGGUCGAGAAGUGUCCAGCUCAGGGGUCAGAAGCUGCAAGCUGCUCAGAACUUCCAGGGUCCCUCUAUGCUGCCUUAGGACCUCAUGAACCUGAAAUCUAUUCAGUCAUUGAAGAUAAAUCAUCACAGAAAAAGAAUCCUGCACCUAAGGUAUCUUACCAGAAAACACAAGAGGAAAUCGAUGAUAUCGUGUAUGAAAACCUCUAACCUGCCUUCAUACCUCAAAAGAAGGUUCUUAUUUCCCUCUGUGAAUAAAUAUGGAGCAAACCAUUGUUGUAUAAAAGAAAAGGAUCUUCUGGUAUCGAAAACAGAACCUAGAAAAGGCCUCCUGGAGCAGCUCGGUAUUAUCCCUAUUCAGACUACCAAAAUGCAACUCUGUGGUACAAAUGCUUGCUGGUGAACAGAAUCAACUCAACGAAUGGAAAUAGAAAGCAUGUUGGGAGAAUGAAACUUGAAAUGCCUGCUGUCAGUGUGGUUUGUGACUCCAGUUCAAGCAAAAUGUGUUUGGAGGACAGCGUAAAAGCCAUUGUUUGCAGGAAUGCAAAAUGGUAUAACAUAAGAUUGGUAUUGUUAACAUGUAGCCUUUUUACUUUUCAUAGGCUUUUCCGCACAUGGACUGCAAGCAUAUAGGUGAGAUGAUUAAUUUCAUGAUGUUUAGGAUGGUGUGUUUUGUUAGAUAACUAUUUUACUAAUGAGAAUAACAUAGGCAACUCACAAUACCAGUGAUGGCGAACCUUUUCGAGACCCAGUGCCCAAAUUGCAACCCAAAACCCACUUAUUUAUCGCAAAGUGCCCAUGCGGCAAUUUAACCUGAAUAACCCCCUCGAUCAGGGGCCAGC